ACACCACAGAAUUUACAGUACGAAAAAAAAAAAUGAACAUCACAAAAGCUUAUGUGAUUAUUUUCCUUGUAGUGAUACGAACAAACUCAUUUCCCAACUCUAAUGGUUUGGCUUCAUCAGUGAUCGAGACAUCAAAAAAUGAUGUAUGCUUUGUACCAUGCACGAUUAGGUAUGGAACAUUUGAAUGCUUUCAUGACUGUUUUCUCAAGGAUUACCGUGAUGGAAAUUGUGUCCAUGGACGAUGUUGUUGCACUAAAUGAUAGAAAUCGUUUUGCAAUUUGAAACUGAAUUAUGUUUUUACUAGCAUAGA
Molecule: messenger RNA, 310 nt
Organism: Camelina sativa (false flax)
Lineage: Eukaryota; Viridiplantae; Streptophyta; Magnoliopsida; Brassicales; Brassicaceae
Product: putative defensin-like protein 55
Source: RefSeq, a predicted model, not a curated record